Galeopterus variegatus (Sunda flying lemur) is the source of this 1050-nucleotide messenger RNA. RefSeq names its product emerin-like. The transcript is spliced from 8 exons. The record is from RefSeq and is a predicted model, not a curated record. Gene Ontology annotation, cellular component: nuclear envelope. NCBI's taxonomy places the organism in Eukaryota, Metazoa, Chordata, Mammalia, Dermoptera, Cynocephalidae. Bases 1 to 1050 code for a protein of 349 amino acids.
AUGGACGACUCGGCGGUUGGGUCGGACCCCGAGCUGGCAGCUCUGCCGCUCCAGUUCACCCCGCACGGGAACGUCUUGGGUACGCGGCGGCCGGCGGCGGUCGGGUCCCCUCCCGGGACCUGCUCCCCGCAUUUCGUCCCGCUCCUUCCCCCGCACCCGUUCCCCGUGUCCCCCCUGCGCUCUCCCCCCAGGUUUGCGGACCAUACCCCUGACCGCCCUGCGCCCCAUGUCUGCCCAGGCUCCACUAACAACCUCUUGGAAGAGGAAAUCUUCCACUACAUGACCCAGAGGCGGAGGAGGCUUUCACCCUCUAACUCGUCUGCCUCCUCCUAUGGGUUCUCCAGUGAGACCCAGCCCCAUAGGCCCGCCUGGCCGCCCAUGGGAUGGGAACAGGACUUGGAUUCAGCACUCGAGGGCUCAUCGGAUAUGUACAAUCUGCCCAAGAAAGAGGAUAUCUUACUUGGCCAGAGUAAAGGCUGUAAUGACGAGUACUAUGAGGCGAGUUACCUGACCGCCAGGACUUCCGGACAGGCCCAUUCUGUGGGUACAACCAAGGGCUUCCACCAGCUGGUGACUUCGCUCUCAGUUGCUGACUCCUUCCACCACCAGAUUCGAGAUGACAGCCUUUUUUCUUCUUGCGAAGAAGACAGCAAGGAUAGGGAACACCCCGUGUAUGGCUUGCAGAGUUCCUACCAGAGCAUCGCACAGUAUUGCGGAAUUUCCAGCAUCUCCAAAAGCUCCCAGGACCUGUCCUAUUAUUCUACAUCCUCAUCCUCCUCUUCUUUAUAUUCAUCUUCAACUGUUCCCCACAGCGGGCUGGGACAAGCACGGUGGGGAUCAGAGCCUGCAUCUCCAGGGCCCUGGUCUGGUGGCUUUCUGGAGCAGGUGCUGGGUCAGGCUCUCAAGGACUUGGAUGGGGAUGAUGAAAGUCUCCUUAUUGGUGAACAAAGAGAACUUAACAAAGACAUGGCCGUGUUGCAGCAAAACAUUAUGAUGGGAACUAAAAUUACAGUGCUAAAAAUUAUCGAGACAACUGAACGAGAUAAAUAA